Messenger RNA from Magallana angulata, 3556 nucleotides. RefSeq names its product von Willebrand factor D and EGF domain-containing protein-like. Bases 109 to 3108 code for a protein of 999 amino acids. The record is from RefSeq and is a predicted model, not a curated record. The transcript has 21 exons. NCBI's taxonomy places the organism in Eukaryota, Metazoa, Mollusca, Bivalvia, Ostreida, Ostreidae.
GUUCAAGUACUUGUCCGAUUGCCAUUCUUUUCCGAUUUCAAUUUUCUUAUCAUGUGACCCGUCUUACUUGUGGUCACUCAUACCGGUGCCUGGUGCUGCACUUAUACAAUGGAGAUGAUCUUCCUCCUUUUAUCACUUCCUUUUGUUCUUACAUAUGAUCCAUGUCUACCAAACAACCACAUGGAUCACACCGAACUCCACAGAAGUGCCCUGUUCCAACCGGAGCCCACGGACAAGGAGUUGUGUGACCGUCAUAUUCAAGAGGGUUGGCAUGUUUUUAAUGGCGGUAACUCCACCAUUCCAACACACUGCGUCACCGAGUACCACUGCGGUACAAAGUACCCGGUAUGGAUGAAGGGCACGCUGCCCUCUGUAGGAGUCACCGCCAGCAGACAGGGCUGCAUUGCGAUGACCUCUGGCACUUCCGGUUCUUGCUGCGAACUGACCAUUGACAUUAAAGUAAAAAACUGUGGACAUUUUUAUGUCUACCAUCUAAAACCGACACAUUUUUGCCCAAUGGCGUAUUGUGCGGGCGAAACUUACACAUGCAAUGUCGGAGGUUCUGGCGGACAGUGUAAAGAUCCUUUCCCAAAGAUGACCGAUUUUCCUGUGCUCGGUAAACCGGAAGUUGUCCGAAAUUCAACGGUCAGAUUUCCUUGCGAGGUACAAUAUCCCCUUGGUCAACCAGGUGUUGGAUUUGAGGUCACGUGGACAGUUGACGGACACACCUUGGUGGAUCCUUCUAAUGGUGUUAUAAUUGUUAACCAUCUCACUGGAGACUCGAGAACAGCCUACCUGGACUACAACAUGCUCAAGGGUAACCUCGGGAAAACAUUGAAGUGUAGGGUCAGAGGCUAUUUCACGAAUACAACCUAUUUGAAGAGUGAUAGCUUCAACAGCGAUGGCUACUUCUGCGGGAUCAAGGUUCUGACUGAGAGAAUAGUGGUCGACGAAAAGGGCCCGGAGAAAACCGUCCAGGUGGAAUCAACAAUUCCGAUUCCUUGCAACACAGCGCACGCGCAAGAUGAAUGCAAGAUAACAUUUAGCGUGGACACACACACUAAAGAUGCCAUGUUUUCAACGUGUAGUUAUGACAUCAAACUUGACCCCGUAACUGGCAAAUAUCUGGGUUCCUUUAAAGUUACCGCUACUAAGGACUUUGUUAGUGAUGGGAGCCAGACCCACGAGGUUUCAUUCAAUCCGAUAGUCAGUUUCAACCACCCAGUGUGGUCAAACUACGAUGUCCAUCCAAUCCACGUGACCACAGAGAACAGUGAACAUGGUCACUGCAAUGCCCAUGGUGAUCCUCACAUGAUCCGAAUGGACUAUAGGGGACAAACUAACGUUUACGUGACGGGCGAGCUGACAAUGUAUGAAUGUAAAUCAUCAAACAAACCGUUACAGGUCCAGGUGAAAACAUGGCCGUGUGGACAUUACCAUCCCUGUAUUUGCGCUUUGGUCGCUAGAGAGGGGAAUGACGCUGUACAGAUUGACAUGUGUGAGAAAAGAAAGAACCAACACGCUGUACCGGAACUCACAAUUUUGUCAGAACGAGGCCUGGACGGAACUACUGUCGAACGGGACCGAAGUGGGAAAAAAUUCUUUAUUAACUUUCCGUCUGGCGCACGUGUUGUUGCUAGUACCUAUGUACUUACUCACGGUCACAAUGAAAAAGACGGGAUGAUGGACGUCGACAUUCAGGCUCCUCCUGACAACAAGGGCUGUGGCCAGGGCAUAUGUGGGCUUUGGAACGAUAACCCUCACGACGACCUCCUCGGGGCUGACGGGAAACAUUACUCAAACCAUCAAGUCACCGAGUUCGCCAACACAUGGCGAGUGAAGCCAUCAGAAAGCCUCUUUAACCAAGUUUUAACCUAUCAGCCUCAUUACUCUGUUCAGCACGCCUACUGCACCUGCAGUAACGGAAGAGUAGAUUGUACUAAGGGCUCCAAAAACACCCACAAACGUAAUUGCAAUGGAAAAUGUCGAUCAGUGCGCAUGUCUAGACUUAACCGACACCACUACAGACGGUACUCCGAUGACGAUAUUGAUGGCGAAGUACCUGUCGAUGACGUAAUAAUCAAGAAAAGACAAAAUUUUAAUUACAAACCACGUGACGUGUUCCCAACGACGACAGGGAUAAGCGAGGAUGAGGCCAGAAGGAUUUGUCAAACUGGCCUGAGUAAGGCUACCCUGUAUACCCGGUGCCACGACGAGCCGGGCAUGAACCUUACCGCCCUGGUUGACUCCUGCAUGGAGGAUGUCAAGGCUUCGGGGAGUGAUCUGUUUCUGGUCACGCAAUUGUCAACAUUUGACAGCCUGUGUCAAAACGAGGUAAUGAAGAAACUAUCCAAUUACAAGACGAGCCCGGAUGGAGACCUCAUUCCUCCUCUUGACGUCACGGAUCACGUGUGCCCUAACCAAUGUAGCCUUAGGGGCGCAUGCUUUUUAGGCCGCUGCAGUUGUCAACCCGGCUAUACUGGGGUCGAUUGCAGCAUAAACUCAAAUGACUCUCCCAGUAUCGUUCAAAUUAGAGGUGAUGGCCUUUGUGACAUCAGAAGAAGACCUUGCCUGCAAACUAAUGUUAUUGCAGAAAACAUUAUGGAAACUGCAAAUCUUACAUGUAGAUUUGACCAGGAAUCAGGAAACUCAGAAAUGCUGGCAGCUGAACUUGUGUCCGCUUGGGAAAUCCUGUGUUUUGUGCCUGUUCACGGCGUAUCCAACGGCAACACGUUGCAACAGUACAACAUUUCCAUCUCGCUGGAUGGUACAAACUUUAGCUCGCCACAUUCAUUUACGGUGUAUGACUCUGUGUGUUAUCAAUGUGACGUAACAGAAAGCUGCCAUUUGAAGAAUGACGCCUGUUUGAUCGGCGGCCAUUGUUAUCCGUCAGGGUACACCAAUACAGAGCACGAUAAAGUUUGUGAUCCUUCCCGGUCACAGACUGAGUGGUCAAAUACUGCCGUGGAUCACUAUACAGCUCUUUCGUCUGGCUGCCAGUGUCAGCACGACCCAUCGAGCUACAACUGCGCUUGCUGUAGAAACGGUGGCUGUCAAUGCAUUCGUCAUCCAAACAAAUGCUCCGAAUGCACAAUUCUCGGCUGUUAAGUCGAUAUUGUGAAAAAUAUACGUAUAUGUAAAAUGCAUCGCAUGUUCUUCCUCGUUAAAUAAUAAUUGCAAUUAAGGAUCUAUCUAGAAAAGGUUCUGCUACACGAGUUUGAUACUUCGUUUAGAAAUGUUAAAUGGUUAGGGAAAUAUGUACAUGUGCUGAGCUGAAAUAAGAAAUAAAAGGAUACUUUGUGACGAAGCAAUAAUCUAGGUAUUUUAUGUUUAAUUCAUAAUUGAGCAAUUUGCUAAAUGACGAAGCAAUUUUCUCACAAUUUAUAUUCUUAAAAAGGUUUGUUCCCGUUUUGCACACAUUUAAAAAUAAGGUAUCGACGAAGUGUGUGCGAAACGGGUUUUGACCAGGUGAGAUAAUUGUUUAAUGGUUAUAAUCUGUAUGUCAGUUCCUGUGAAGGAAAUUAACAAUUAAAUAAAUAAACCAUAUUACUGGUAA